Messenger RNA from Salvelinus namaycush (lake trout), 1198 nucleotides. It is a transcript of the gene polr2c, whose product is annotated as RNA polymerase II subunit C. Gene Ontology annotation, molecular function: DNA-directed RNA polymerase activity; protein dimerization activity. Gene Ontology annotation, cellular component: RNA polymerase II, core complex. The transcript has 9 exons. The record is from RefSeq and is a predicted model, not a curated record. The coding region runs from base 101 to 928 and encodes 275 amino acids. Gene Ontology annotation, biological process: DNA-templated transcription. Lineage: Eukaryota; Metazoa; Chordata; Actinopteri; Salmoniformes; Salmonidae.
CCAAUAAGCGGUAAGCAAUUUGAGGCCUUCCCGGUGGCGUUGUUUUAGACCGACAAGACGUGUAAACUUUUAUGUAAAUUGCUUUUCUUAUACGUUAACCAUGCCGUAUGCUAACCAGCCAAUAGUGAAGAUCACAGAACUGACGGAUGAGAAUGUAAAAUUUGUCAUUGAGAACACCGACCUGUCGGUUGCGAAUUCCAUCCGACGUGUCUUUAUGUCAGAGGUUGCAACAAUAGCUAUUGAUUGGAUUCAAAUUGAUGCAAAUUCUUCUGUGAUCCACGACGAGUUUAUUGCUCACAGAGUGGGUCUUAUCCCACUUACCAGUGAUGAUGUUGUGGACAAGAUGCAGUACUCCAGAGACUGUACAUGUGAUGAUUUCUGCCCAGAAUGCUCUGUUGAACUGACACUGGACGUUCGCUGCACAGAGGACCAGACCCGCCAUGUGACCUCACGAGACCUGCUGUCCAACCACCCUCGAGUCAUUCCUGUGACCUCCAAGAGUCGAGACAAUGAUCCCAAUGACUAUGUUGAACAGGAUGACAUUUUGCUGGUGAAGCUUAGGAAGGGUCAGGAGCUGCGUCUCAGAGCUUAUGCCAAAAAAGGUUUUGGCAAGGAGCAUGCCAAGUGGAACCCUACAGCAGGGGUGUCCUUUGAGUAUGACCCAGACAAUGCACUGAGGCACACUGUUUAUCCACGGCCAGAGGAAUGGCCAAAGAGUGAAUACUCAGAGAUUGAGGAAGAUGAGGUGCAAGCACCCUUUGACCCCAAUGGCAAACCUGAGAGGUUCUAUUACAACGUGGAGACAUGUGGCUCACUGCGACCGGAGACCAUCGUCAUGUCUGCUCUGGCAGUGCUGAAAAAGAAACUGAGUGAUUUACAGACCCAGCUGAGCCACGAAAUCCAGAGUGAUGUCCUCACAAUUAACUGAGUCCUGCAGUUUUAGCCAGUUCUACACCGCUCACAGAGAUCUGAAGCAGACCCAGUUUCAAAUGAUGAACUUAUUUGAUGGUAGCAAAUUUUGGAUAUUGGCAGGAGAAAAGUUGAUCCAACCAUAUCAGCUCACCUACUGAUAUCAUCUGUUGUUUCUACAUCAUCCACCAUAUUGUUUUGUCUACAUCUCCGCUUUGUAGAAGUUGUUUGCAGGAUAAUUUUUUUAAAUGUUUAUUUUGUGUAAUAAACCUUAUUUUUUUUCAGUAAA